UGGAAAAAUAUGUCGAGAUAACUUACAAGUUGGGCGAGAUCAAAGUCGCUGUGGACCUUAUGCUUUUGUUCACAUUUGCCAAAGGAAGGCUUGUUACCUACUCCCCUUUUUUUAAGUGCCCUCACUGACUUACUCUCUCCGCGGUUCCCCUAUUAUACAUUGACCCUUCCCUGUUUCUUCUUGUGAGAGUUUCUCCUUCUUUCGCUUACUAUUUUGUCGUUGUUAGUCGUCGUCUCGGCUGCUGUUGGUCAUGGAAAAAAGGCAUACAAUAUGUAAGAUCUGCAACAGAAGGUUCGCCAAUGGCAAAGCCCUGGGUGGUCACAUGAGAUCUCACUUUGCUAAACACCCAAUUCCUCCUAAACUCACUCUCCCAUUUUCUUUCUCAAAUCCACCAGAAUCCAAUUCUUCUUCUGCACUUAGUUGUCCUUCCAGCGAGAUUAAUCACUCCUAUAGAUCUGUAAACCACGAAGUUUUUAGCGAAGUUGAAUUUUCCAGAAAUCCAUUUGGGAGAAGAUCCAAACGGUUCUUGAACAAGGCGGGUUCAUCAAGUUCCAUUAUCCUCUCUGCACUUCCUGAUGAAACUUUAUCCGACGAAGAUGCUGCAAUGUGUCUUUUAAUGCUUUCUAGAGAUAAGAGAACUUCAAAACAAUACAAAAAAGAAUUGGAUUAUGAAUAUUAUGGUGAUGAUAAUGAUGGUGAGAAUUUGGAUGAAGAAGAGAAGAAUGAUGAGUUGUUUUGCGUCACUAAUAUCAAAUCUCACUCAACUCACCCAAAGUAUAAGUGUCAAACAUGUAACAAAAGUUUUAAAUCUCAUCAAGCUUUGGGUGGGCAUAGAGCUAGUCACAAAAACAAGCAAGUUAUAAGAGCUAAGGCUGAUGAAAGAGAAGUGAGUGCUGGUGGUUAUCAUCAGAUUCAUCAAAAAAGAAUAUUUAAGUGCCCGUUUUGUGACAAGAUGUUUCAGUCGGGUCAAGCACUGGGUGGGCAUCAAAAAGUUCAUUUUUCUAACUUACCUGUCGCUCAUAGUAAGACAACGUCGUUUACUAUUCAAUUGGUCGAUCUUAAUUUACCAGCUUCUGGAGAAGGUGAUGAUGAUGAUGAUGAUGAAGUUAGGCUGGUUGAGAAUUCGACAGCAUCGAACAAUGGAGAAAUGUGAUCUCUUCCAAGUAUGCUCUGAUGG
Molecule: messenger RNA, 1177 nt
Organism: Durio zibethinus
Lineage: Eukaryota; Viridiplantae; Streptophyta; Magnoliopsida; Malvales; Malvaceae
Product: zinc finger protein ZAT9-like
Biological process (GO): regulation of DNA-templated transcription
Source: RefSeq, a predicted model, not a curated record